This is a messenger RNA of Manihot esculenta (cassava), 1695 nucleotides long. RefSeq names its product pentatricopeptide repeat-containing protein At3g28660. NCBI's taxonomy places the organism in Eukaryota, Viridiplantae, Streptophyta, Magnoliopsida, Malpighiales, Euphorbiaceae. Gene Ontology annotation, molecular function: protein binding; RNA binding. The coding region runs from base 54 to 1565 and encodes 503 amino acids. The transcript has a single exon. Gene Ontology annotation, biological process: RNA modification. The record is from RefSeq and is a predicted model, not a curated record.
CUCUAUUUAAAAUCUUCAAAGCGGAAACAAUACCAAAUUGCUUGGGAACUUUAAUGACCCAAAUCUUACAUGGCACCGCCAAACUCAGCAUCCAUUCAUGGAAGCUAUGGCUGUUCCAGGCGGAACGAUGUACAACCAUGCGCCAACUCAAGGCCCUCCAAGCUGCUCUUACUGUCCAUGGUUUCCACAGAAACAGUUACGCUUUAAGCAAGCUCAUUGCCUUCUGCGCACUCUCUCGACAUGGCAAUCUCUCUUAUGCUUCCCUUUUAUUUAACCAAAUUGAGAUGCCCAAUUUAUUUAUUUACAACACUCUAAUUAGAGCGUAUUCUCGCAGUUCACAGCCUCGUUUGGCUCUACAUUAUUUUGAUAUCAUGUUGAGAGAUGGUAAUGUGAGGCCUCAAAAUCAUACCUUUCACUUUGUUCUCUUCGCAUGUGCUAAUGCUUGUUGGAACCUUUUGGGUAGGCAAAUUCACUGUUGGGUAUUAAAAAAUGGAAUUAUUUUAGCUGAUGGGCAUAUUCAAACUGCUGUUGUUAGAUUGUACGCUGGGUGUAAUCUCAUAAAUGAUGCACGCAAGACGUUUGAUGAAAUUCCUCUUCCAGAUGUUGUUCAAUGGAAUGUGCUCAUGAGUGGGUACGCUCGUUGCAAUUUGGCAAGUGAAGCUUUGAAUGCUUUUCGCUAUAUGUUUGUUAUGGGGGUCGAGCCAGAUGAAUUUUGUGUUACUACCGCAUUGAUGGCUUGUGCUCAAUCCGGGGCACUUGUACAGGGGAAAUGGAUUCACGAAUAUAUCAAAAAGAAAUCAUUAGAAUUUGACGUAUUUGUUGGAACAGCGCUUGUUGAUAUGUAUGCAAAAUGUGGAUGCUUAUAUAUGGCAGUGGAAGUCUUUGAGGGGAUGCCUAAAAGGAAUGCAUUCUCAUGGGCGGCCAUGAUUGGGGGGUUUGCAAUGCAUGGGCACGCGAGAGAAGCAAUUCAUUGCUUGGAGAGAAUGCAGGUGGAAGACAGGCUUAAGCCUGAUGGGGUUGUUCUCCUUGGGGUUUUAGUGGCCUGUACCCAUGCAGGAUUCCAAGAGGAAGGCUUAUUUCUUUUAGACAACAUGAAGGCUAGAUAUGGGAUCAUGCCUAGACAUGAGCACUACAGUUGUGUAGUGGACUUACUAUGCAGGGCAGCUCGAUGGGACGAAGCACUUGCUCUUAUAAAGAGAAUGCCCAUGAAGCCACUUGCUUCAGUAUGGGGGGCUGUAUUGAGUAGUUGUCGAACCCACAAGAAUGUGGAGCUGGCAGAACUUGCAGUUAAGGAACUAGUAAAGCUUGAUAAUGGUGAUAUAACAGAAGAAGCAGCAGCUUUAGUUCAAUUGACGAACAUUUAUUUGAGCGCAGAGAAAGGAGAAAAGGCAUGUACGCUACGCAGGACGUUCGGUGAAAGGAGGAUGAACAAACCACCAGGAUGUAGUAUGAUAGAAGUAAAUGGGAUUUCAAAUGAGUUUGUUUCUGGAGAUGUUUCACAUAAGGAUCUUCCUCAAAUACUUGCAAUACUGGAACUGUUAUUGCCAGACUUGAUAGUAGGGUAGUAUAAUUAGCUUUAGCUUAAUUAUCUCAAAUUAUUUUUUCUUGUGUCCUUUGCAGAAAACAAAAUAUUAUAUGGAAAAAGAAAGAUGUAACAGUUUUAAUAAGAAAGGAAUGAUUAUAUUUUAUGACAAA